Rotaria sp. Silwood1 is the source of this 1752-nucleotide messenger RNA. Lineage: Eukaryota; Metazoa; Rotifera; Eurotatoria; Philodinida; Philodinidae. The record is from the annotation of a GenBank genome assembly.
GACCAUUUUAGCUGUUGUAUUAGUGUUGCUUUUGAUUUGACCUUGUUCCACUCGAUGGCCUUAACAAGUUCAUCCCAUAUUGAAUAGUCCAAAGGAUUUAAAUCAGGACUAUUUGGAGGUCAGCGAUCCUUGUCAAUAAAUGAUGGGAAAUUGUUCCGACACCAUUGUUGCGUUAAAUGACGUUGAUGUGGCUUUGCGCCGUCCUGUUAACAGAUCCAGUCGUUUCCGAAAAGUUUAUUUCCAUAUUUUAAAGCUACAGGAAGUAGUUUUUCGAUAUAGCAACUGUGAUCGAGAGUUUCCUCAUCCAAGAUCAACAAAGGUAUGAUACCCUUGGAGCAGGUGUCCAACCACACCAUUACUUUUUGUGGGAAAUUUCGUAUUUUCUGUAUGCCACCUCUUUUAUCGGCGUCAGCAUGAUUUACUGCCUACACUCGAGUAUUUUGAGCAUUGUAGACACCAUCAAUGUCGAAAAACUUCUCGUCCGAAAAGAGAAUUUUCAAGGUGUCUUCUUUUCGGAAAUUUAUUUGAACCCAGUUUGCAAACUGUUUCUGUUUGAUCUUUUGAUCAUCGGAAAGCGAUAGUUCGAUUACGAUUUUAUACGGUUUUAGUUCUAAAUCGUUUUUUAAUAUCCGCCUGACUCUUGUUGCAGAGAUAUCAAGCUCCAUUGUUAGUCUUCGAGCUGAUACUCUGGUUUUCCAGCAUAAACAGUUUUUUACUUUUCAGAUAUAUGCUUUAGUUCUGAUUAUACGUGAACUACCAGAUGAACUUGAUAGUUGAAUAGAGCCACAUCGUCGAAUCAUCUGGCAUCAUCUUUUGAUGGUUGUUAAACCAAGACCAACAUUUAAGUUAGGAUAAAUUUUCGUUGGAGCGGGUAUGGAUGUGGUGUGGGGUGCGGGUGUAGAUGUGGGGUGUGGGUGUGUAUAAUCAAAGUACCAACAACCACAGCCGCACACCCGCACCCCACAUCCACACCCACACCCACACCCACACCCACACCCAAUUGAUCCUAAUGCAUUUUUGUAACUAUUUCAUGCGAGGAACAAUUCAAAAAAGACACUGAAGACUUUAUAUAACAUUAAAAUUUAAUAAAUUAAGAGAAAAUAUGACGUGAGUUUUUAUGAUAAGAAAAAGUUCUAUGAAAAUAUAUGGAGAAGCUGAUUUCGAUUAUGAACAACAGAUAUUAAUAAAAGAAAGGUUACAAUUAAAAUUAAAUGAAGAUACUUUAGUAGAUGAGAGAACUAUUAAAAAUGAUAUUGAAUUAGUUAUCCCCAUAAUGUGAUGAAAUUGUCUUUAAAUAAUGACUAUUGAAGUUAAGAUAUUGUUCAACUAUUUGAAUAGAUCUAUUCGUCAAGAUACUUUGAACUAAAGAGAUAAGAGAUGAAUUUUUAGUUAAAAUUUUGCACAAUUCUAAAGAUUAUAUACUUAAUUUUUUACAGAUAAAAAGUCUAUUUCAUUACACUGUAAAUAUAGAUAUUGAUGCUGACUAUUUCAAUUGAUUUUAUACUGAUUAAAAUCAAGGACAUCAUAUCGAAAGAUAAAAAGUUCAAAUUUCAAGUUAGGUUUUUAAAUUAUUAAAAAUUUUUCAAAAGCAUUUUUCGUCUAGUGUGCAUUCAGAAUUUCAUCAAAAUGCUUCAAAAAAUCAUGUUUUUUAUCAUAGAUAUUCUUAAACAAGAGCAAAGAAAAGAAGCUAUGCCUGGUCAAUAUGAUAUACCUCAAAAAUUUAAAAUAUCUAAUUUAGAAUUUACUUUGUGA